AUGAAAAACUUAAUAUUUGCAUCAAAUUUGGAAAAUAAUUUCAACUUGGAAACAUUACAACAAAUGUGCAACAAGUGUUUGUCGAAUGAUGAUUAUCAAGACAUUAUUCGAUACAUCAAGCAAUACUUUGUCAAAUUACAUGACACACCAACAGUCUUGAUGUUUAUCCCAAAAGGAAUGGAUGGAGAACAAAGAUUUAUUUCAUUGGCAUAUGAAGAUGCUAGAAAACAAUUCUUUUUAGCAUCCUUGGUUUGUAAAGUAAAUGGAAACGACAACUCCAUAAGAAAAUGGUUCUUUGAUGUUGAUUGUGAAAGAUACUCUACUACAAUGGAUCCAAGAAAACCAAAAGUAUUUAUAGAUGACAAAAUAAAAUAUAUAAAUAUGUUUCAUGGAUUUAAAUUUAAUGAUCGAGAAGAGUUUGAUAAAAAAAUAAAAGAUAAAGAUACAGCAAAAAUAGCAAAGGAAGGUGUUCAAUUCAUUUGGAAUCACCUUGAUACUGUCCUUUGUUCAAAUAACCAAGAAGAAUAUAAAUAUCUAAAAGGUCAUACUGCAAAAGUAGUAUCUGGAAAGAAACAAGAAACAAUGGUCUAUUUGCGUGGAAUCCAAGGCGCAGGAAAGUCUUCUUUAAUAGAAAUCAUUACUGCUUCCAUUGGUCACAAUGUAGUUUAUACUUCCUCUGAUCCAAAUAUUUGUCUUCCAAAUGCACACAAUGAAGAUAUUGUUGGUAAAACAGUAAUUGUUUUUGAAGAGAUUCCAGUUAAAUCUAGUAAUGAUUGGAACCAAUUUUCAAGUGCACAAAAGCACUUUAUUACUGGUAAAACAAUAAAGAUUAAUCCAAAACACAAGAACCAAUACUUUAUACCCAAUAUGAUUAGUGGAUAUGCUAUUUCUAAUCAAUGGGCAAUUAAAGUUGAAAAUGGUGAUAGAAGAUAUUUCAUUCCAACUAUAUCUAAAAGUAAAGUUGGUGAUACAGAAUAUUUUAAAAAGUUGUACUCUUUUAUACAAAAUGAUUUGGUAAUGGAAGCAUUUUACUGGGAAUGUAUUGAUAUUGAAAAAACAAAUCCUUUUAAUGAGAGAUUAAUCCCAGACACUGUAUGUAAAAAUGAAAUAUUAAAUGAUCAUCUAUUAUCUAUUUAUGAAUUUAUAAAAAAUAAAUAUGUUUUACAAGGUUUGGGUAUUGAAAGAAUUACAAGAAUGGCUUUGUAUACAUUGUAUAGUAAUUUUUGUAAAGAUAAAGGUAUUAAAAUAAUACCAAAAAAUGAAGCUUAUAAGCGUCUAGAAGAAAUUGGAAUAAACUCCCAACGUGGUGGACAAAAUACUACAAUAUAUGAAUAUAGUAAAGAACAACUAUUGACAAUUUAUCAAAAAGAAAAAUUUAUCACAAAGAAUGAUGAUAUUUUUAAUCAAGAAGAUGAACAAAAAGUAGAUGUAGAAAUUGGAGGUACAACAACAAAAAAAGAUUAA
Molecule: messenger RNA, 1464 nt
Organism: Cavenderia fasciculata
Lineage: Eukaryota; Evosea; Eumycetozoa; Acytosteliales; Cavenderiaceae
Exons: 2
Coding region: 1-1464 (487 amino acids)
Source: RefSeq, a predicted model, not a curated record